ACUUGAACGCAUCAUUAGCUGCAGCGUUGCGGUCAGACGGACAGACACAGACAAGACAGAUUUUAGGAGACCGAGUGACGGUGCAGAACCGAACAGCCCUGUGAGUCUUUUAUUGGGUUAUUUACCGGAACAUUAACGGAUCUCGCCGGUAUGAACACGGAGGAGACGAACGUGGAUCUGAAGGAUGCUGCGGAUGAAACCAAAGAUGCUGAGCCGAAGGAGGCGGCGGAGGAUCCCGCUCAGGUUUCCGGGGAUGCUGAUGCGACGGAGGCCGACGUAAGCGAGGCGGAUCUGGACCAGGAGGAGCAGGAGAAGCUGCCGAUGACCGGAGGAGGAGACCUGGCCGAGGACGCUCCGUCUGCCGGCGGGGAGGCGCCCUCGGCGGCGGAGAACGGCUCCGUGAAGCUGAAGAUGCCCGAAGAGGAGGAGGCGGAGGAGGUGAAAUUCACCGGGCUGAACAAAGAGGAGCUGAUGAGGGUGGCCGGGACUCCGGGCUGGGUGAGGACCCGCUGGGCAUUGCUGGUGGUCUUCUGGCUCGGCUGGUUGGGGAUGUUGGGGGGGGCCGUGCUGAUCAUCCUGCAGGCGCCGCGCUGCAGAGAUCUGCCCGACACCGCGUGGUGGAACGGGGGCCCGCUGUACCAGAUCGGAAACAUCCAGGCCUUCACCGACACCGGAGACCUCAAGGGCGUGGAGCAGAAGGUGGGCAGUCUGUCCCAGCUGAAGGUCCGGGGGCUGCUGCUCGGUCCGAUCCACGUGGCUCCGCCAGACGAAGCCAUGAGUCUGAGGUUCGAGGAGAUCUCCUCCGAGCUCGGGACCCUGGAGCAGUUCAGGAGCCUCGUCCAGGCCGCCCACAAGAAGGGUAUUUUUGUGGUUCUGGAUCUGACUCCGAACUACCGGGGAUCGUCUGGACCCUGGUUCUCCAACAUCAGCGUGACCAACGUAGCCGAGAGGCUCAAGUCUGCUCUGGUCUUCUGGAUGAAUGAAGGCGUAGACGGCGUGCAGCUGGCGGGGGUGGAGCGGGUGGCCAGCGUCGUGCCGUCUCUGUGGCUCGACAUCCGAGCCAUCGUCCAGAACGGGACGGAGGAGCGCCCCGACAAGAGGGUCCUGAUCGGCGUCACCGAGCGCUCCGCGGCCGAAGACGUCUCGGCGCUCCUGUCUUCCAGCGGCGUGGACCUGCUGGUCUCCAGGGUCCUCCGCCCCGGCAACACCGACGCUGAGGCCGGCGAGCUGGCCCAGUCCGUGCAGCUGCUGUAUUCGUCCCACAGCCAGAGCCGGCUGGCCUGGAGCCUCGGGGGGCGCGCCGAGGGUCACCUGGCCUCGCUGGUGGGCCCGGCGCUGGUCAGGCUGCACACGCUGCUGCUGCUCACGCUGCCUGGCGCGCCGGUGGUCAACUACGGGGACGAGAUCGGCCUGAUGGACCAGGACACCAAGUUUCCCAGAAUGCUUUGGGACUCUGACGAGGAGCUGAACGGGACUCUGCAGGUAAACAAGCAAAACAAUACAAACACGACACAGAGACACAGUGAGUUAGAGACACAGCGGAGCUCAGAGCGGAAUCACGGCGUCACGGAGACCGACUCUCUGCGUCUCCUGCCCGGCCUGACGGGCCGCGUCGAGCCGCUGACAGGGAGUACGGAACCGCUUCUCCUCCAGGAUGAUGGAUGUAACUCCGAACCGUUCCUUCCUUUCACAUCUGACCGAGGUUUUGGGGUGGUGGUGGUGGCGGGGGACACAGUUGGAUUUGUGGAUGAGAACCGGCCACCGGGCCGGAUUUCGUACGGAGGGACGCCGGCCGGAGCGGAGGAGGCGGAGGGAGGAGCAGCAGCAGCAGCAGCAGCAGCGGCUGCGGGGAACCGAUCUGACAACCUCAUCCCCGGCGGGAGAGAAGCAGAGAGGCGGCCAGAGGAGGAUGUGAAGAUGGGUUUAAUGUUCGGUCUCCUGUGGCUGUUCACCGGCUUCCUGCAGGGCGUGCACGGCCAGGGCGUGUACGCUCAUUUGGGACGAAAAAAGGUCAGACACAGUCGCUCUCCGUUUGGCUGCUUCUCUGUGAAUGCCACCGAGCUAUUGGCCGGCACAGCGCCGCCCGCAAGCCGCUCUCUGCAACGAGGCUGA
Perca fluviatilis (European perch) is the source of this 2112-nucleotide messenger RNA. RefSeq names its product 4F2 cell-surface antigen heavy chain-like. The record is from RefSeq and is a predicted model, not a curated record. The transcript is spliced from 10 exons. Lineage: Eukaryota; Metazoa; Chordata; Actinopteri; Perciformes; Percidae. Bases 151 to 2112 code for a protein of 653 amino acids. Gene Ontology annotation, biological process: amino acid transport; carbohydrate metabolic process.